This is a messenger RNA of Theobroma umbraticum, 3495 nucleotides long. RefSeq names its product Agenet and bromo-adjacent homology (BAH) domain-containing protein. Lineage: Eukaryota; Viridiplantae; Streptophyta; Magnoliopsida; Malvales; Malvaceae. Gene Ontology annotation, molecular function: chromatin binding. The record is from RefSeq and is a predicted model, not a curated record.
UCUCCUACCAUUUCUGGUUUCUCAUUCUCUCACCAUCAGCGGCUGCAUGCCAAACCUCUGCAACUUCCAAACUACCCACCAAAAUGUCCUUUUUUGGCUCUCACUUUUCACCUCUUGCCCUGGCAUCCUUUGUCACCUCUCUCUUUUUCCACUCUCUCAUGUUCCACACAUCAGAACAAAGGCAAAGUCUUCAACUUUCACCUCUUUCUUGAACCCUUGAAAAAACUUGAAAUCUUCCAACAAGGAUCCUGUUUUGAUGCUAAAGAUUGUGAGUUUAAGUCUAAAGAAAAGUGCCCAUUUUGCGGUUUGCUUGAUGAUUCUCUUAGUUCAGUCAGUCAAAGCCAUAUCUUGGUCCCUUUUGGUUCUUUCAAGCUUGGACUUCAGUUUUCUUGGGUUUUUCUCUGAUCUACUUGCAGAUCUUCAAGGCUCAGCUUUUACUGAGUUCUGGUCAGUUUUUUCUAAUUCCCCUCUGUUGUUUGGUAGAAUUCUUUGAAAUUUUAGCUGGAGAGUCAUGGUGGCAUCUUUGGGGUUAGUAUUUGUUAGUUGUAGCUUUGAUUGAAUGCAAAAAGCUUCUUUUUUGUUCAUUUUGAAGGUGGCCUAGUCAGCUGGAUAUUUUCUGUUCAAGCAUUUGUAACUUAUUUGAGGAAUCCAUUGUUAGGUAGUUGGAGUUUCUGAUCUUUUAGAUAGUCAAACGCUUAUCUUCUGUAAAUUUUAGUCAGUUUUGUGAGAUUCCUUGUUUUUCUUCUUCUUUUUUGAGUCAUUCCACGUUUUGGUUUGGGCUAGAGGGAUCGUUUUAAAGGUAAUAACUUGUUGCCAUAUUCUAGCUAUCUUCCGGAUGAUUGUAUGGUGGUUGUCAUUUUGGCAGCUAAUUUACUAGUGUUAAAAUCCUUUUCCAAUUUUAUUGGGAAUUUAGUUAUGUGAAUAGGUAGUCAAGCAGAUUCUGUGUUGUAAAUCUCCUCUUGGUCCUUUAUACCAAAAUGUCUGGAAAUGGUCAUUGUUUCGUCGAGUGGAAGGAGGAAUUUGUUUCCCAGGAGCGUGGUAACCGUGUGGUUCACUAUUUCUUGAAGGAUUCUUCUGGGGAAUCCAUCCGUGCGGUUAUUGGUACUGAGAGGAGUGUUAGGCACAUGUUUUAUGUUGUUGCUGAGGAGUUUGUGAGGGUAUAUGGGGCAGAGCAUUCAAUUCAUGCUGGUUUCAAAUGGAGGUCGAGAAGAGAGGUUGUGGAUUGGCUUACAUCUAUGCUCUCAAAGCAGCAUCUGCAGGGAGAUCGAUCUAGAACCACUAUGCAAAGUAUCCCUGAAAUUUGCAGUUUUAUAACGUCUUCAAUGACAGAGUCACCAAAACAUGAAGCGCUGCUAGCUUUGGCAUCUCCUGAUUGUGCAACGAAUGAGAUUAGUGCUCGGAAGGCCCAAGCACUGGAUGAUAUGGGCCAUCUUUCGAGAAAUUGGAAUGGACCAAGUUCAGAUAUUGUGUGGUCAGGCACUGCUUGGACAUGUGGUAAACAGCUCAAACAUUUCCCAGCAUUUGGCCGCAAUGGGACCACAAUAGCGGUUCAGUCCUUUGUCUUUGUCAUGGCUAAAGGAGAGAAUCACUACCUUGCUUACUUGGAGGACAUGUACGAAGACAAGCGAGGCCAGAAGAAGGUUAAAGUGAGGUGGUUUCACCAUACUAAGGAAGUCAAGGGUGUUGUCCCUGUAAGGAAUCCUCAUCCAAAAGAAGUUUUUAUCACGCCUUAUUCGCAGGUCAUUAGUGCUGAGUGUGUUGAUGGUCUUGCCUGUGUCUUAACUCGUGAGCACUACGAGAAAUGCUCAGCUGUGUUUCCUGAUGCUUUAUUAGCCAGAGUGCAUGUGUGCUCUAGGCAGUUCAGAAGUAAUAAAGUGAAGCCAUUUGAUUUGAGUAAAUUGCGCGGGUAUUUUGAUCAACCGAUACUGUCUUGUUUGAAUUCCAGUAUGUUCUCAGAGCCUGACUCCAUGAGCCAUGGCCUAAAUGAAGAAGGGGAGGAAGAACUAAGUCCCAGUGAAAAUGUAAAGCUGGGAAAUAAGAGGACCAGAACUAAUAGAAGUAGUCAAAGGUUUGUGACAGAUCAUUCAGGAAACAGGAUUUCUGGUAACCACUUGAUGACUUAUGAAACUUCAUACAAGAAAAUAAAAUAUGCCUUGUCUGGCAAGAGUUUGCUUUCCCUCAAGCAUGUUGACUGUCAACCAUGGCAUGGCUCAGUUUUCAAGGUUGAUGAAAAGAUAGAGUUACUGUGCCAAGAUAGUGGCAUCCGAGGCUGCUGGUUCAGAUGUACAGUCUUGCAAGUAUCAAGAAAACAGAUGAAGGUUCAAUAUGAUGAUGUGCAGGAUGAAGAUGGAUAUGGCAAGCUUGAGGAAUGGAUCCCAAUUUUCAAGCUUGCUAUGCCUGACAAACUUGGCAUGAGGUACUCAGGCCGCCGAACAAUUCGACCUGCUCCUGCUAGCUCUGAAACAGUGCUUGCCUUUGAUGUUGGGUCUGCUGUUGAUGCAUGGUGGAGCGAUGGGUGGUGGGAAGGAGUUGUAACUGGAGUGAACAGCAGUGGUGAUCAUAAUCUGCAAGUUUACUUUCCUGGUGAAAAUCUAUUCCUGAGCAUAGAUAAAAAGGAUCUAAGAAUUUCCAGAGAUUGGGAUGGGGAUCGCUGGAUUGAUAUUGAGGCCAGACCUGAUAUGCUCUCUCUGAUAUCUACUGCCAUUAGCCCAGACAUGGACACCAAAGUUUCCAUGUCCUCUACUGUUGUCAUGGAUGCCAAGUUUGAUGGCAGUGCUAUGCCAAUGGAAGUUGUUGCUGCCAAAACUACACUCAAUGUUGUUCACGGGGAAAAGCCUGAAUUAGCUAUUCAGUACUGUUCUGGGGGUAAGGAGCUUCAAUCAUCAAAAGAUGAAAAAGAUGGAGAUGGUAGUGAUGUUAAGAAGCCUCCACCAUCAGAAAAUGGUGAUAAUGAUGGAAAUGCUGAUGAUGCCAACACCAUUCAUGAUCAACUAAAUGAUGUGGAUGGUAAUGACAAAAACAACAACGCCAACAACAGCAAUGAUGGUAAGGAAGGCAAGUUAGAGACAGAGAAUGACAUGGAGCAGGAUUGUAAAUCUACAGAACUCGUGGAAGUGACAACUUAGAAUGUUUUCGAAGGGGAGUUUUUGAUGCAACUGAUUCUUUUGUAACAGGGAUGUUGGUAUUGAUGUCGACUAACCACGGCUUAAGUUAGUUAAGACCUCUGUAAAUAGUGACGCAGGCGUAGCGCAAAGUCAUUGUGUUUUGUGUUUGACUUGGUGGCCUUGGUCAGUGUACAGUAACCAGGUUAGUUUUUUGUUGGUUUCUGUUUGUUAUUGUUAUUAGACAUAGGAUUCUCGUUCAAGGAUCUUUGGUUAGGAGCUUCUCUAAAAUGGAGUCAGUUCUUCGCUCAGUUUCAUAGUCACGGGCUUUGCUUGUAUCUUUGUAAACCCUAAUCUCUAUUCUCUUGUAAUGAGAAUCAUGUUUUCUUGACUU